CGGAAGCAAAUGUCGCAAGAGUUUUAAAAUAUAGGUUGUUUUGUUAGUACAGUUUUAUGUGAGCUGGAAUUAUAAAUAGUAUUAGUAGUUAGACAUCUUUGUAUUUCUAUUUGCUGCGUUUUCACGAACAUUUGGCGCAGAGAGACCUUAGAAACGGCUUGGUUGUUAGGGAGUGCGACGUCCCGCUGUUGACCUAAGAACCGGAGCGUAGUAAUACUACAAUUUGGGCGCACAGUAGCUAGCUGCGGGAAGAGGCAGUUGAUAAGCGGAUUGGUAGAAAACUGAGCAGUGGACAUUUAGUUUCUAUUUUUUACGUAGAUAAUACCGCAGCAAUCUCAAUUUCAAGUGUUAACAAUGGCUGAUCAGCUAACAGAGGAACAAAUUGCUGAAUUCAAGGAAGCGUUCUCGCUGUUUGACAAAGACGGUGAUGGCACCAUCACCACCAAAGAGUUAGGGACUGUCAUGCGGUCACUGGGGCAGAACCCUACAGAGGCAGAGCUUCAGGACAUGAUCAAUGAAGUUGAUGCUGAUGGUAAUGGAACGAUUGAUUUCCCUGAGUUCCUCACCAUGAUGGCAAGGAAGAUGAAGGAUACCGACAGCGAGGAGGAAAUCCGAGAAGCCUUCAGAGUUUUUGACAAGGAUGGCAAUGGUUACAUCAGUGCUGCAGAGCUGCGUCAUGUCAUGACAAACCUAGGUGAAAAGCUAACGGAUGAGGAGGUCGAUGAGAUGAUUCGAGAGGCAGAUAUAGAUGGUGACGGCCAGGUCAAUUAUGAAGAGUUUGUCCAGAUGAUGACUGCAAAGUAAAACUGGAAACCCAAAGGACUAAAGUAGACCAAACAGUGGGCAGCAUGCUCACUGUCGAAUUUCAUCAAGCAUUCACAACCAUUCUCCUACUGCUUUCCAUUAGUUAGUUCUCCCCCACCCCUCUUUUCUUCAGUUGAAUUGUCCUCUGCUCUGCCUGUUAUGAAAUGUCAGCUGAUUUUUCCCUUGUCUUCACAUUCUCUAUUAUUUUCAUUAUUUAUUGUUUUUCAAGAAAAAACAAAUGACUAUUUACAUAUACAUUAAGAAAAAAACUUACAUAUAUGAUGGUGAUAACAAUGUAGUACAUUAUCAAUAUGUUAAAGAUUAUAUAACAUACUAUAUGGUGAAGAGCAAUGCAUGCUUUAUUUAGUUUGGCAUGUUUCUGUGCUUCUCUGCUUGCCUCUUUUCUAACUUACUAGCUCCUUUUAACUUUGCAUGUUUCUCAUGCAAUCUCUGCUCAGUGGUCUUAGAACUGUAUGGUGAACAACUGUUCAUGGAUAUCGGGCUUUUAAUUACAAAAAUGGUCCAAAAAUGUCCACGUACUGUCUAAUAGCUGCAGUUUGGUGUGUAUGGGUCUGUAGUAACUGCUCGGACCAGAUGCUGAAGGAAAUGUUGAAGUUGAUUUGUGAGGGGGUAGUCCAUAGAGAAGUAUAGGACUAAUGUUUGUAAGGAAUUAUAUUACUUUUACCUGUCUCUCUCUUAACCAGGAGAGAGAUGGACACCAGUGACAGGGUUUUAGUUCUGAAUAUGAGCCGCAGUCUCUUAAUAAGCCCUGUCCCAAGCAGAUGUCAUCUGUCUAGUCCUAAACAGAUGCCAUAAGUCUGUUGUAGACUACAGAGGUUUAAUGGGUAUUGUCAAUUUCCAGCUGUCAAACAUAGUUUUUCUACAGGCUCAAUUUAGUUGUUUUGAGCGCUUGCAGUGUGAUGUUUUGUACUGAAGAUGUAGAAUAAUUUUCAUGUCAACAUAAGGUCUUAUAUUUUGAUGCUGCACUGUGUCCAUAUCCAUGUCAUGUAUCUUAUUUUAGUGGACCAUUUCUGGAUUGGGGUGGGAGGGGGAGUAAAACUCACUUAAAUCUAAGCUGGAUACACGAUUCUCCCUGCAGGAAAUUGCCUCUGUGUGUGUCUAAAGCAUCUUUCACAACCUAGAGCUUGUUUGAGAGUAUUGCAAUAGAAGUUGAUUUUGUAGGCAGUGUUCUCUCUCUCUCUCUCUCUCUCUCUCUCUCUCUCUCUCUCUCUCUCUCUCUCUCUCUCUCUCUCUCUCUCUCUCGAUAUGAUUGCCUAUGUAGUUUUGCAGGCAAAGUGGGAAGUGCCAUGUUUGAUGUAGCACCUGCCUAAUUUUCUCACAACUACUUUUAAAUUGAAACAAGCAACUAUUACCUAAAGUUGUAGGUUUAAAUGCACUAUGGAGGCAUCUACAUGGACGGUGCCUGCAGGAAGCAUCAUGUAUCAUGCUUGUGAUGUUGCAUCCUCUGUACUGAGUCUUUUCUACUGUUCUGAAUGUAUUUUUUUAAAUGUCAUUUUAACUGUUUAUUCCAAGGGCUGGUUUUCCAGAGAAUGGUUAAGGUUAACAUUGGACUCACAGAAUUUCCUCAAUUAAUCUCCAGUAGUUCAACACUAGGCUUAAUCACUGGAAAAGCAUCCUUCCUUUACUCUGCUCAUAAUGUCAUAGGGAAGAUUGUGUUCCAUUGCAGAACUGUUAAACUUGCUAAAUAAACUUCUGGGACUUGUUUCUAAAUUUA
Molecule: messenger RNA, 2539 nt
Organism: Electrophorus electricus (electric eel)
Lineage: Eukaryota; Metazoa; Chordata; Actinopteri; Gymnotiformes; Gymnotidae
Gene: calm3b
Product: calmodulin 3b (phosphorylase kinase, delta)
Cellular component (GO): myosin II complex
Molecular function (GO): calcium ion binding
Source: RefSeq, a predicted model, not a curated record